Molecule: messenger RNA, 8390 nt
Organism: Callithrix jacchus (white-tufted-ear marmoset)
Lineage: Eukaryota; Metazoa; Chordata; Mammalia; Primates; Cebidae
Gene: ZMYND8
Product: zinc finger MYND-type containing 8
Biological process (GO): regulation of DNA-templated transcription
Cellular component (GO): cytoplasm; nucleus
Molecular function (GO): transcription corepressor activity; protein binding
Source: RefSeq, a predicted model, not a curated record
CCACCACCAGUCUGUGUUUUAUUCAGGACUCACUGACACACAUUUCGACCUUUUUCCAGGUCUGAUCUGCACAUCUGUAUGCAUGCUGGCCUCACAUAAGAUUUCUCUUUUUACAUUUCCCUUGCUCUCCUUGGGCUGCAGCUAGAAGUUAAGUGGAAAAAGUAGUCUUGUUUAGCAUUACCUUCAGAAUUUCCCUAGAAGUUCUCUAUGUAAAUUUUCAGCUUGGAGACCAAUCCGGCAUGACUGUAAAUGCAGGAAAUAUAUAUUCAGUUGCUGUGUUAUGUCAACUUUAUGGAGUCAGUAAUCUUUUUUCUUUCAAAUGAGUGUCCAGUAGCCCACUUUCUGACAUCAAAUUGGAAAAAGGCUCAUUUAAUCAGGAGAAAUGUACCACAUUCUAAGUUGAGAAAAGUCUGUGCAAGGCAGGCCAGCUUAGCUUCUUAGAAUAAAACUGCAGGCAGUUCAUGAUGUUAUAUACUUAAAACUGAGCAGUUCCACUGCCCCAAACAAGUAAGUUCAGACACUCAGCUCUUUUCUUUGUUCUUAUCUCCUUGCAAUAUGUAAAUGGAGAUUACAUAUUGAGGUUCCUGUGGCCUCCCUAGAAGCAGUGUCUAAUCAUAAGACUCCUGGUUUGGUGCCUUCAACGUUUGCAUAAUACUGUGUUUGUUGGGCUGGAAGGGAACUUCAGGGCAAGGCAUUUGUCCUCUAAAAGCUUGCAUUAAAAUGGCUCCCACAGGUUUGGAGAGCCAAGAUCUGUUUUCAAAUGUAUAACCCCCAGCAAGUUCCCAACCCUGGACCAAGCUAGCCACUUUUCCUCUCGUACUGUGGCCCCCACCAAGCAUGAGUCUGUAAAAAGUUAAUUGCUUUCAAAGUAGCAUUAUUUUCCAGUUUCAGGAAGUGGUGGUGGUGGUGGGGGAUAAAUGUCUGCAUUGCAGCAUGACUAGGUAGGGACGGCAGUGCUGGCUCCCAGAGCAGCCCAAUGGGGUUUCUACUCUAGCUUUUAAACCAAUAGACAUGGAUGAAAGGUUAAAGAUUGACAAUUGCAGUGGCUGAACUAAGAACAGGCCUUCUGGAAAUUUCUACCAUCUUUGUUUCUUUUAGGAAAAGCAGAUGUGCCAAGCGGAAGAGUCUCCUACCUUCCAUUCCUAGGUCAUCUGUCUUCCCUGCUUUCCCCCAGCCCCCCGUUCUUUUUCUCAUCAAGGUAGAAUGUUCUCUGCCUCGUUUCUAAAUUGCAGAGGGAGGAACAGAAUGUUGGGCUGUUUUCCUUUUUCCUUCUGCCUCCUCAGUCCCCAAAGAGGAUACACAGCUGCAAGGAGCAAACACAGACACACUGAAGCUUUUGAUUCCUCCUUUUUUUUUUCCUUCAAGACCCUCCAGGAUGGAUUCACUUUCUGCUUGGGGAAAUUAAGUGGCAUUCACGUGGGGGAGGGGGAGUAACUGCUUUUAUUAGCUCCAGAAAAUGGUCACUGUUCAGUCUGUAACUAGGAAUUAAUUAUAUAUAAUCACUCAGUAAACUUUCUACAGAGUUUUUCUAAUUGCUGAGCCUGAACAUAGUUAGCCCGUUGGCGCCAAGUCCAGUUACUUUUAUAAUUAACAGCUCAAAGAUUUGAGUCAGAAAGAAAAGAAACAAUUGGGGGCCUCUUGGAUUAUAAAUUAGGGAUGAAAACAAUAGCUUUUUUUCCUUUCUUUCUUGUAACCCCUUUUCUUUUAAACAAAACAUUCCCCCUUUUCUUUCCCUGGGAGAACCAGUGGGGAGACUGCAUCAGGUCUUAAAUAGGAUAGGGUGGGGGGAGACACUUUUUAGGAAGCGGGUGGCAGUAACCUAACCUUUUUAGGAAGCGGGGUGAUAGAAAACCCAAGGUAGGUUUUUAAAAGUCCAGCCACUUCCAAUGUGUGAUGUCUUUGUUUCUUUUGCCCUCUUUCCCCUUCUCUCUCCUGUGGCAGAGGCAGCAGACAUUUGUCAGCCUGGGAACCCUCAAUCUGGCUUUGCCUCUGAUUGACCCUGGAAGAAAGAUACAUUCAAAGGGGCCUUCGCUACUGCACAGCAGAGAUUUAAAAAGGGAAUAUGUUUCGAAGCCCUUUGGUUGCUCUUAAAAUGCAAAAUCUGAGCAAGGGUUCACCCUUGGCUUCAGGUUGCUAAGAUUAUGGUCGCCCUCCCCCCCACUUCCCACUCCCCUUGCAGGCAAACAAGCAGGCAGUGGCCAUGCCAGCUCUGCAGCCAGUGUGCUGCCAGCCUGCCCCCCCAUCCAGAUUGCCUACCUACUGGCCGGUGGGGGCCAGUGGCCCGUUCUUGCCCUGGCAUGGCCUUGGGCGCCAUGCCCUCCUUUCUCCCCUGGAGCUAAAAAGGAGUCACCUUGAAACUCCUCACUCCCAGCACCAGAGGAGUUCUGAGGCCAGUGCUCAGACCUGUAACAGUAAAUGACGUUAUCUACUCAGGCUGAGAGUUCGGCCUCUGAAAGCGGGUUUUGUAAAACCCAUUGUUAAUUCUCAGGCUCUGUUGGGGGUGGUCAGAAAUCUAAUGUGUGAGUAUCCUAUGCAUUGGAUAAGGGAAUGUUUUCCCUGUGUUUCUCCUCUGCAGACUCGGAUUGUCUUUCCUUGAUGUUAACUAUCUUAGAACUGGCUGCUUCAGAGGGCUGGGUAUUUGGCUGUUUGCAGGCUUAUAAACAGUAUUUUGAUUUUACCUUGGCCACAGACUGAAGUGCAGCCCUUUAGGUUGGCUUUUCAGAUGCCUGCUGUCCUUGAAGCACUUUCAUUUUACCUAGCUCCUUUUUGGUAUGAAUGCAAAGCUGGUUUCUAAUAGACUGAGAAGAGAAGGGGGACCCGGCUUCCUCCUCGCCUCUCCCCAGCCUGCUCCCUGGGAACAUUUUUCUGUUUGCACAGACACCUGUCCGUCUGCAGUUUGUGCCAUGGGGCUGCACAAUUCCUAACCUUCUACCCACCUAAUUUGAAGGCAAGGGGGCCUCAUCACAGAGCCUCAUGUUGAAGGCUCAGGAUCUGCAAGAGAAAGCUUUUCCUUAGGAACCUGUGACUUCACAAACUCUCCCUGUCAUUGCAGAGUUUUUUUUAAGCUUCUAAACGUUGGGUUGUUGGUGUCCUCUGGUUCAGCUUUUCCUAGUUCUGGUAUUUAGGAAGGUGGCUUUGAAACUAGCAGGGCUGCUUAAACAAGAGCUACAGCUAUUGAACAAACUGCUACCAUUUUAGCUUCAACACAGGAAUGAGGCAGUGUUGCCAGACGCCAUUUUAAGAAUCCUGCAUAAAUAGCUUAGCUACCGAUGACUCUGCCUGUUUUAGCUUGGCUGAAGAGGAAGUAAAAGCAGAACAGGAGGUGGUAGAGGGCAUGGAUAUCUCUACUCGCUCCAAAGAUCCUGGCUCUGCAGAGAGAACAGCCCAGAAAAGAAAGUUCCCCAGCCCUCCACAUUCUUCCAAUGGCCAUUCGCCGCAGGACACAUCAACAAGCCCCAUUAAAAAGAAAAAGAAACCUGGCUUACUGAACAGUAACAAUAAGGAGCAGUCAGAACUAAGACAUGGUCCGUUUUACUAUAUGAAGCAGCCACUCACCACAGACCCUGUUGAUGUUGUACCGCAGGAUGGACGGAAUGAUUUCUACUGCUGGGUUUGUCACCGGGAAGGCCAAGUCCUUUGCUGUGAGCUCUGUCCCCGGGUUUAUCACGCUAAGUGUCUGAGACUGACAUCGGAACCAGAGGGGGACUGGUUUUGUCCUGAAUGUGAGAAAAUUACAGUAGCAGAAUGCAUCGAGACCCAGAGUAAAGCCAUGACAAUGCUCACCAUUGAACAGUUAUCCUACCUGCUCAAGUUUGCCAUUCAGAAAAUGAAACAGCCAGGGACAGACGCAUUCCAGAAGCCCGUUCCUUUGGAACAGCACCCUGACUAUGCGGAAUACAUCUUCCAUCCAAUGGACCUUUGUACAUUGGAAAAGAACGCGAAAAAGAAAAUGUAUGGCUGCACAGAAGCCUUCCUGGCUGAUGCAAAGUGGAUUUUGCACAACUGCAUUAUUUAUAAUGGGGGAAAUCACAAAUUGACGCAAAUAGCGAAAGUAGUCAUCAAAAUCUGUGAACAUGAGAUGAAUGAAAUUGAAGUAUGUCCAGAAUGUUAUCUAGCUGCUUGCCAAAAACGAGAUAACUGGUUUUGUGAGCCUUGUAGCAAUCCACAUCCUUUGGUCUGGGCCAAACUGAAGGGGUUUCCAUUCUGGCCUGCAAAAGCUCUGAGGGAUAAAGACGGGCAGGUCGAUGCCCGAUUCUUUGGACAACAUGACAGGGCCUGGGUUCCAAUAAAUAAUUGCUACCUCAUGUCUAAAGAAAUUCCUUUUUCUGUGAAAAAGACUAAGAGCAUCUUCAACAGUGCCAUGCAAGAGAUGGAGGUUUAUGUGGAGAACAUCCGCAGGAAGUUUGGUGUUUUUAACUACUCUCCGUUCAGGACACCCUACACGCCCAACAGCCAGUACCAAAUGCUGCUCGAUCCCAGCAACCCCAGCGCCGGCACAGCCAAGAUAGACAAGCAGGAGAAGGUCAAGCUCAACUUCGACAUGACGGCGUCCCCCAAAAUCCUGAUGAGCAAGCCCGUGCUGAGCGGGGGCACGGGCCGCCGGAUUUCCUUGUCUGACAUGCCGCGCUCCCCCAUGAGCACAAACUCUUCCGUGCACACGGGCUCCGACGUGGAGCAGGAUGCUGAGAAGAAGGCCACUUCGAGCCACUUCAGCGCGAGCGAGGAGUCCAUGGACUUCCUGGAUAAGAGCACAGCUUCACCAGCCUCCACCAAGGCAGGCCAAGCAGGGAGUUUAUCCGGCAGCCCGAAGCCCUUCUCUCCUCAACUGUCAACUCCUGUCACGACGAAAAUGGACAAAACAUCCACCACCGGCAGCAUCCUGAAUCUUAACCUGGAUCGAAGCAAAGCAGAGAUGGAUUUGAAGGAGCUGAGUGAGUCGGUCCAGCAACAGUCUACCCCCGUUCCUCUCAUCUCUCCCAAGCGCCAGAUUCGUAGCAGGUUCCAGCUGAAUCUUGACAAGACCAUAGAGAGUUGCAAAGCACAAUUAGGCAUCAAUGAAAUCUCGGAAGAUGUUUACACGGCUGUAGAGCACAGUGACUCGGAGGAUUCUGAGAAGUCAGAUAGCAGCGAUAGUGAGUAUAUCAGUGAUGACGAGCAGAAGGCCAAGAAUGAACCAGAAGACGCAGAGGACAAAGAGGGUUGUCAGUUGGACAAAGAGCCAUCUGCUGUCAAAAAAAAGCCCAAGCCUACAAACCCAGUGGAGAUUAAGGAGGAGCUGAAAAGCACAUCACCAGCCAGCGAGAAGGCAGACCCUGCAGCAGUAACAGUCAAGGACAAGGCCAGCCCUGAGCCGGAGAAGGACUUUUCUGAAAAGGCAAAGCCUUCACCUCACCCCACAAAAGAUAAACUGAAGGGAAAAGAUGAGACAGAUUCCCCAACAGUCCAUUUGGGCCUGGACUCCGACUCAGAGAGUGAACUUGUCAUAGAUUUAGGAGAAGACCAUUCUGGGCGGGAGGGUCGAAAAAAUAAGAAGGAACCCAAAGCACCAUCUCCGAAACAGGAUGUUGUAGGUAAAGCGCCACCAUCCACGACGGCGGGCAGCCAGUCUCCCCCGGAAACGCCUGUGCUCACCCGCUCUUCCGCCCAAACUCCCGCGGCUGGCGCCACAGCCACCACCAGCGCGCCCUCCUCCGUCACCGUCACGGCCCCGGCCCCCGCCGCUGCAGGAAGCCCGGUGAAAAAGCAGAGGCCGCUUUUACCGAAGGAGACUGCCCCGGCCGUGCAGCGGGUCGUGUGGAACUCAUCAAGUAAGUUUCAAACGUCCUCCCAAAAGUGGCACAUGCAGAAGAUGCAGCGUCAGCAGCAGCAGCAGCAGCAGCAAAACCAGCAGCAGCAGCCUCAGUCUUCCCAGGGGACGAGAUAUCAGACCAGACAGGCUGUGAAAGCUGUCCAGCAGAAGGAGAUCACACAGAGCCCAUCCACGUCCACCAUCACCCUGGUGACCAGCACACAGUCAUCGCCCCUGGUCACCAGCUCAGGGUCCAUGAACACCCUCGUUUCCUCAGUCAACGCUGACCUGCCCAUCGCCACCGCCUCAGCUGAUGUCGCCGCCGAUAUUGCCAAGUACACUAGCAAAAUGAUGGACGCAAUAAAAGGAACAAUGACAGAAAUAUACAACGAUCUUUCUAAAAACACUACUGGAAGCACAAUAGCUGAGAUCCGCAGGCUGAGGAUCGAGAUAGAGAAGCUCCAGUGGCUGCACCAGCAAGAGCUCUCCGAAAUGAAACACAACUUGGAGCUGACCAUGGCGGAGAUGCGGCAGAGCCUGGAGCAGGAGCGGGACCGGCUCAUCGCCGAGGUGAAGAAGCAGCUGGAGCUGGAGAAGCAGCAGGCGGUGGACGAGACUAAGAAGAAGCAGUGGUGCGCCAACUGCAAGAAGGAGGCCAUCUUUUACUGCUGUUGGAACACCAGCUACUGCGACUACCCCUGCCAACAAGCCCACUGGCCCGAGCACAUGAAGUCCUGUACUCAGUCAGCUACUGCUCCUCAGCAGGAAGCGGAUGCUGAAGUGAACACAGAAACACUAAACAAAUCGUCCCAGGGGAGCUCCUCGAGCACACAGUCGGCACCUUCAGAAACGGCCAGUGCCUCCAAAGAGAAGGAGACGUCAGCUGAGAAAAGCAAGGACAGUGGCUCGACCCUCGAUCUUUCUGGCUCCAGGGAGACGCCCUCCUCCGUUCUCUUGGGCUCCAACCCAGGCUCUGUUAGCAAAAGGUGUGACAAGCAACCUGCCUAUGCCCCAACCACCACAGACCACCAGCCGCACCCCAACUACCCCGCCCAGAAGUACCAUUCCCGGAGUAGCAAAUCCAGCUGGAGCAGCAGCGAUGAAAAGAGGGGAUCGGCACGUUCCGAGCACAACACCAGUACCAGCACAAAGAGUCUCCUCCCGAAAGAGUCUCGGCUAGACACCUUCUGGGACUAGCAGCAAAUCGGGUCACAAACCGUCCAUCCCAUGGGGAGAAAAACCCAGACGCCAGGAAAAGGAGAAAUGACAAAGACAGGAGAACAGCCACCUUCAGAUUGGAGAAUGACGAACCCUCAGACGGGCCUGAGAUCCCGGCGCAGGGGCUUUUACACUACAGGACGCCCUGCAUCGGCUUUGACUGCGGACCGUUCACCCACAUGAGCCCUGUGCGUUAAGUGUAAAUAAUGUACAAUUUGUGGAUGCCACUGAACCUAGAGGACCUUCCCCUUUUUAUAUUUGUAUUAACUUUAACUUAUAAAAAAGAAAAAAACAAUUACAAAAACAAAAAAACAACCCCAACAACAAAAAGAAUGUUCUGGUGUUGAAGAAGGGAUGGUCAGUUAGUCCAUACGUCACACAAUGGAAUGGAAGCUGGGCCCGGGGAUGGCUUUCACACUCACGUCCUCAUCCUUGGUUACCCGGGGAGGGAGGGGGCAGCCGUUUUCACUCACGCAUCUGUACUCAGCAUGCUGGGAUCAGGAGUUCUGGCACAGACUCUACCCCAUGAAGCCAUUGGCUCCUUUCAGCUACUACGUUACAAUGUUCCUAAAACGCAAGCUCUCUGGACCAGAUGGACACAGGGAGAAGCUAGUUUAUUUCAUGUGAUUUAAAUGAUUCUACUCCUAAAAGGGAAAACACACGAGGUCCUUGUUUACAGAAGAGAAACAGAAACAAGCCCCAUUUAGCUCCAUUGCAGAAGAGGAGAGCAUAGAAAGUGUUAGGAUCAUGAACUCUGGAAAAAAAAAAAAAAAAUCUUUGCUUUGCUUUUGUGAUUCCUUUAAACACACACUCACACACUUGGUCAGAGACGCUGCGCUUCCUGGAAGCGAGGACUCAGAGGCAAGGCGCACGCAGAGGACAUUCGAGUCUGGGAUGAAGCAUGUACGUAUUAUUUAUAUGAUGGAAUUUCACGUUUUUAUGUAAGCAUGAAACAAAGGCAGUAUGAGAGAAAGCAACACCCCGUCAUGCUGUCCGUGACACUACGUAUGCUGUAGAACCAUUUUGUAUGUGUGUAAAACAAAAAGCAUUGAUCAAAAAGCAAAAGGUGAUGUAUGUAUAUGAGCAUAUUAACUGUACGAUGUCAUUCCAGUACGUUUUGUUGUACAUUUUAGUCUCGUUUACUUUCUCUUCAUUGUUAAGAGGAUGCGAACUGUACAGUUUCCAGCUAGUUCCCCAUAUUAGAGAAGAAAUACGAAGAGAGUAUUAGAAGAAAACAAAGAACAUUUGUGAAUUGCAGUUGUCAAAAAAAAAAAAAAUAGCCUAGCUGGCCUUAUUUGUGAAGCAUAAUUGCUUUUAGCAUAUGGAAGUAUUUUUUCACAUUUUCUUUGUAUAAAAUUUGUAUUAAACUUAAAUAUCUUUUUGA